This is a messenger RNA of Portunus trituberculatus (swimming crab), 1593 nucleotides long. RefSeq names its product failed axon connections homolog. The record is from RefSeq and is a predicted model, not a curated record. NCBI's taxonomy places the organism in Eukaryota, Metazoa, Arthropoda, Malacostraca, Decapoda, Portunidae. Gene Ontology annotation, cellular component: cytoplasm. The transcript is spliced from 7 exons. Bases 156 to 1058 code for a protein of 300 amino acids.
AAAAGGCAAGUUGUGGUGGUGCGCGGCCGAUGUCAGGCACAUAGUUACCAGUUCGUGCGUUUCUUUUCACUUGGCUUGUUACGACCACGAGAGAGGAGAGGCGCAGCAGAGCCAGCCGCCAGAUAGCCAGACGCUGCCCGCCAAGCUCGGUGAAGAUGCAGUUCAUGGCUCAGCUUGAGUGGCCGGCGGCGGUCGGGGCCAGGGGGCUGUCGUGGCUGUGGAAGCGUAGUCGUCGCGUGGCUGUGGCGGCGGUGGUGGUGGUGGCGGUGGUGAAGGUGCGGGCCUAUGUCCAGAAACAACAAAGAAGGAAGCGGUGGGAUGCGGCGGGCCAGGAUGUGGUUGUGCUGCACAUGUUUGGGCGCGGGAGACACUUGCCUAAUCUGUCUCCAUUCGUGCUCAAGCUGGAGACCUACCUGAGGAUGACCGACAUCAAGUAUGAGAUAGACUACGAGGAACCGAUGGGGUCGAAGGGCAAGUCUCCGUGGAUCACUCUGAACGGAGAGAAUCUGGCGGACUCCCAGUUCGUCAUGGAACAUCUGGCCUCCAAGUUCAACAAGGAUCUCAGCUCCCACUUGAGCCCAGUGGAGAAGGCCACGGCGCACGCCCUCAGGGUCAUGCUGGAGAACAACACCUUGUGGGGUCUGGCCUACUGGCGCUAUGUGCAGGACAAAGGCAGAGAGAUACUGAAUGGAAUGCACGUACCCUUCUUCCUGAGACUGACCCUAGGAAUGUUUAUCCGGCAAGCUAAGAAGGUGAUCUGGCUGCAUGGGAUGGGGCGACACAGUCCACAUGAAAUAGAGUAUCUGUGCAAACAGGAUUUGGCUGCUCUUUCUACACACCUGGGUGACAAGGACUUCCUGAUGGGGGACAAGCCGACCGAGGUGGACUGCGCCAUGUUUGGGUUCCUGUGCCAGUUGAUGUAUGCCUCAACGAGCUCACCAUACCUCAUGAUGCUGGAAACUGACUUCCCUAACCUCCGCUCGUACUGCCUGCGUGUUAAGGACAAGUUCUGGCCUGACUGGAACGCUUGUCUUGACCCACCUCGGCCAGUGUCAUAACGCCUCCAUCUGUUAUCAGCCCCGUGUCUUCAGUCCUCCUCUAUCAGUUACAGUGGAGCCAUAGGAUGAUGCUGGCAUAUAUGAUUUCUUUCCCUCCACAGUCAAUAUUAUUGUAAAUUUUCUCUACCGAUGUGUGUCCUGAAAGAGAAAGAGAAAGAUAGAUCUUUUCAUUUUACUUGUAUAGAAUGAAGAAAUAAGUUCCGUAGUACCAAACAUUGCGUUUUUCUUCAUUGCAUCUACUAUAUUUCAUAUACAAGUUCUUUCUUCUUCAAAUUCCUUCUCUCUAUCUCUCUUCUACUCCAUCUUUCUUAUAUACUUUUCCUUCCGAUUGCGAUUUGUGGUUCUUUUCCCUAUUUCUCAUGACUUUGCCUGUGUUUUUCUCUUCCUAUCCUCAGAUUUCUUUUAUUUCUACUUUCCUUUUUGUCCAAUCUAUUCGUCAAGUAUGGUACAUUUUUCCUACUCUUCCUUACGAGUGUGCAUAAACAUGGUUGUCUUACGGAUCUUUGUUAACAUUAAUACAUUUUCUCUAGCACGA